Messenger RNA from Coccidioides immitis RS, 2157 nucleotides. Its product is annotated as CMGC/SRPK protein kinase. Gene Ontology annotation, biological process: regulation of mRNA processing; protein phosphorylation; spliceosomal complex assembly. The transcript has 2 exons. Gene Ontology annotation, molecular function: protein kinase activity; ATP binding. NCBI's taxonomy places the organism in Eukaryota, Fungi, Ascomycota, Eurotiomycetes, Onygenales, Onygenaceae. The coding region runs from base 204 to 1565 and encodes 453 amino acids. The record is from RefSeq and is a predicted model, not a curated record.
AUGAAUUCUUUUCUUCCCCCUGGAAAAGAGCGGGGAGGCAUCCGCACCCUGUCACUUCGAACCGCACGAAAACUUGACUGGUCAGAUGGGUUGUUGGGCGCUUGGGCUGGUCAGUCUGGAAACCAGCGAAUGAGGCGUCGGGCUUUGUUUCUCAGUUUCUUCACACUCUUGACACCAAACAACCAUCACCACAUCGGCUUGAGAUGGCUCGCUCUCCCAUCCCUGUUUUCUUGUCGAAGUCCUCACUAUACAUUCGUCGCUUCCAGAAGUUCGGGUUGAGCUUCUCAUCUUCUUAUUCCACAAUGCUACAUGGCGAAGAUGACGUCCAAUACAACUGGAUCAAUGGUGCGGAAUCGCUUGAAAAAUACAAGCUCAGGGGUUAUCAUCCUAUUAUGAUUGGGGAUAUGCUACAUAAGCGAUACCGCAUCGUGGAUAAGCUUGGUUUUGGAGGCUAUUCAACGGUUUGGCUAGCUAAAGACACUCGGUUGAAUCACUAUGUUGCUGUCAAAGUUGGGAUUGCGAACUCGCUUCCGCAUGAGUCGAAAAUUCUCCGGGCCCUCUUGGUACCACAACCAUCGUCUUUGUCCACACACCCAGGACGCAAGUCAAUACCAUUGCCCCUUGAUGAAUUCGAGCUACACGGCCCCAAUGGGACUCAUCCAUGCUACACAAUGACUCCUGCGAGAUGCAAUCUUAGAGAGGUCUCUUUCAGCCGCCUGUUUCCUCUUGAAGUUACACGUGCACUAUCAGCUGGCCUCACACUAGCUAUUGCAUAUAUGCAUUCACAAGGCUAUGUUCAUGGAGACAUCCAUCUUCGCAAUGUCUUGGUUAAACUACCUUCGAGCUUUGAUCAGCUUCCCAUCGAGCAGCUAUAUGAAACAUAUGGCAAACCGCAGGCAGUCCCAGUCACACGGUGCGAUGGAAAACCGCUUCCACCCAAUGUCCCAGCAACUGCUGUUAUACCACACCACCUUGGUAAAGAUGCAGAAGAAUUCUCAUUGUCUGAUGCUGAGGUGCUUCUUAGCGACUUUGGUGAAGCCUUUUCGCCAGCCUUGAAUGUCCGCCUUGGGGAAAGUUGCCAUACACCAUUAGCUAUGCGGCCUCCGGAAGCACGAUUUGAACCACAGUCUCCACUAUCAUUUUCAGCAGAUAUCUGGAGUCUGGCCACAACAAUUUGGGAAAUUCUUGGCAUGAAGGCGAUUUUCAGUAGUGAGUUCAUAACUGCAGAUGAGAUUGUGUCUCAGCAGAUUGAUGUGCUGGGACCAAUGCCCUCAAGCUGGUGGGAGCGGUGGGACGAACGGGGCCAGUUCUUCAACCAGGAUGGACACCCAAGAGAAGACCGGGAUGUGUGGCCUCCAAUUGAUGAAGCAUUCGAGGAAGGCAUACAAAGAUAUCGACGAAAGCGUGGAAUGGGCGUGUUUGAAGUAGAUGAAACGGCUGCUAUCCUUGAUUUGAUGCGCCGAAUGUUGGCAUUCCGGCCGGAACAGCGACCGACAGCUGAGGAAAUCCUCAAGUCAGAGUGGAUGGUUAAGUGGGCAUUGCCUGCACUCACAGCUGCGAGAUGAAGUUAAUAGGAAAACUAUCAAUAGUAUGCUGUGCUUGUACGAGACCGGUGGUAUGCCCCUGGCACUAGAGCAGGUGAGCAGCAUGGGAUGGGGGAGAGAGGUUAUAAUAGCCAUAUGGCAGAAAGGCCCGCUUGGCCUCAAGCACAUGGGGUCAAAUGACCAUCUGUUCGAGCAGCCUGGUGUCCUUGACACCCACUGGAGAUCCUUUCACAGCUUGAAAAAAAAGUUGAAGAUUAUCAAACAUCAACCAAAAAGAAACUUGGGCAGAGAGAAACCCUCUUCAGAAAGAGUGCAGAAUACAGCAAUAAAUGUGGAGCUGAUGUCUAUAUCAUUGUCUAUGUGAACAAUCAGUACUUCACCUUAUACACAAAUGGGAAUCAGCCACUAUCAGCUGAGCAAAUAGUACAUUCUCCAGUCCCAGAGUGGAUGCUUUGGCUGACAUCAACAGGCCCAUCAGUAUCCUCUUCCACUUCACAUAUCACCUGAGGAUUGUCGAAGAGCAAAAGGGAAGACAGCAGGGCACUUCAGGAAUAUUGAUAUUGUGAAUUAACAGAGCUUGGGAUAUAAUAGUCAAACCAAUAAAAUGCAACAG